AGCCUACAACAACAACAACAACAACCCAGUUAAAUCCCACAAGAGUAGGGUCUGGGGAGGGUGUGUGUACGCAGACCUUGCCCCUACUCGAAAGUAGAGAGGCUGUUUCCAAAGAGACCCCCGGCUCAACGUCGAAAGUUGCAUUGCUUGACUAACUGCUACUUCAUUAAUUAAAGAAGCGCAGAUAGUUUAGAGAUCCAUUUUGAUUUAUUCCAUCACACCCCAAAGCCAAAAAAUGGCGCCCGCAUAAUCACGGCCUAAAACCUAAUCUCUACCAUCACAAAUUACCUUGUUCAAAGGAGAAAUCGCCCGGGCGCCCCUCGCCGUCCCAAAUUACCUGGUGAUUACGGAGGUGGUUUUAGAUGAGGCAGGGAAAAAGAAGAUCCGGCGGCGGUGGUAGGGAGAAAUGGAUGCUUCGCAGACACAUUGAAACAUGUAGAAGCAAGUAUUCUACCGUCGAGCAGAUAGUAGACCAUCUCCGUUCUACUUUUUCCAACUACAGCCGGCUUAAGUUGCAGCCAUUCAGCAAGCGUGUUGAGGAUGUUCUCCAAACCAUCAAUUCUAGAUGCAGCUUGGUAGAAGACAACAGUUGUGCCAGCGAGGAUGAAACGAACCGCCCGAGAAAGAUGCCAAAGAGAAACGACGUGAACGAGAUGCGAUUGCAAGACAUUGAAGCUCAACAUCUUAGGAAUGCUCGUAGGAAGCAAGCUACAGGCGAUGAAUUGUCAUCUCAUGAUGCAGAAUCUUCGUCAGAGAGUGAGAGUGACUGUACUCCUACUUCAUCCUCAUCCAUGGAUGCUAUUUACGGAGAGAAAGUUGAGCCAAAACACGAUUUGAUGAAGUCCAUGCUCCGUGAUCAAUACAGUGAACAGAAGGGGAAAACGUCCCCUAAAUCAAACACUAAGGUAAUGGAAGUGGAGGAUGUUACUAACAGUGGUAAGGUGAAUAAGAAACUUGCGCUAGUGGAAGGAAGGACAACGUUACCAUCUUCACCCGCUUUUACCUAUGGUAAAAAGGAGCCAGGACUUGGGAGUGACGUUAACAAGCCAAAUGUUGGACCAAAGUUUAAAGACCUAGGAGGAAUGGGCUCUGUGAUAGAGCAAUUGAAGAUGGAGGUGAUGGUUCCAUUGUACUGCCCACAACUGUUGAAACAUCUAGGAAUUAAGCCGAUGUCUGGUAUUCUCUUUUAUGGGCCACCAGGGUGUGGAAAGACAAAGCUAGCUCAUGCAAUUGCGAAUGAGACAGGAGUUCCCUUUUAUAAGAUUUCUGCUACUGAAUUGGUCUCGGGGAUUUCAGGAGCAUCAGAAGAGAAUAUACGUGAACUAUUCUCAAAAGCAUACAGGACGGCACCAUCUAUUGUAUUUAUUGACGAGAUCGAUUCCAUUGCUUCAAAAAGAGAAAAUGUGCAGAGGGAUAUGGAACGCCGAAUUGUAACACAAUUGAUGACUUGCAUGGAUGAAUCACAUACAACUGUGGAGCGUACAGAUGGGAAUUCUUCUUCUCAACACUCAGAUGGCAGACAUGGAAAUGCAAUGCCAGCAGAUGAAAAAUCCAACUAUGUUUUAGUUAUUGGUGCUACAAACAGACCCGACUCCAUUGACCCUGCAUUGAGGAGGCCUGGACGAUUUGAUCGUGAGAUUGUUUUAGGUGUUCCAGAUGAGAAUGCUCGGUUUGACAUUUUGUCUGUGCUGACAUGUAAUCUUAGAGUCAAAGGUGCUUUUGAUCUCAGAAAGAUAGCAAGGUUCACUGCAGGAUUUGUUGGAGCUGAUUUGGUUGCAUUGACUAAUAUGGCUGGUAACAUCGCAAUGAAGAGAAUUAUAGACCAGAGAAAGACUGAGCUCUCUGGAAUACCUGUAGAUAGUGAACAAAAUGAAGAGUGGUGGAAGGAACCAUGGUCUCCUGAAGAGAUGGAAGAAAUUGGCAUUACCAUGGCUGAUUUCGAGGGAGCAGUUAAAAGGGUUCAACCUUCUUCUAGAAGAGAGGGAUUUUCUGCCAUUCCAAAUGUUAAAUGGGAAGAUGUUGGAGGGCUUGGAUGGUUGAGGGUGGAGUUUGACCGUUGCAUUGUUAGACGUAUUAAGUAUCCCGAAGUUUAUGAGGGGUUUGGAGUGGACUUUGAUACAGGAUUCUUGCUCUAUGGUCCACCGGGUUGUGGGAAAACAUUGAUUGCGAAGGCUGUUGCUAAUGAAGCUGGAGCAAAUUUCAUACAUGUUAAGGGUCCAGAGCUUCUAAGCAAGUAUGUUGGUGAAGGAGAAUCUAAUAUCAGAACAUUAUUCAACCGUGCAAGGACAUGUUCACCAUGCAUAAUUUUCUUUGAUGAGGUGGAUGCUUUGACAACUGAUCGUAGUAAAGAAGGGAGUCAUGUUAUAGAGCGGAUGUUGAACCAGUUACUGAUAGAGUUAGAUGGUGCAGAGCAGCGGAGUGGUGUUUAUGUAAUUGGAGCAACAAAUAGGCCGGAUGAAAUAGACAGGGCUCUGCUACGACCUGGAAGGUUUGGAAAGCUUCUCUAUGUCCCACUGCCAAGUCCAGAGCAGCGAGGGCUCAUUUUAAAAGCUCUAGGAAGAAAUAAAUCUAUUGAUCCCAGUACAGACUUAGCUGCCUUGGGAAGAGAUGACUCUUGUAACAAUCUAAGUGGAGCUGACCUCUCCGAUCUGAUGUUUGAAGCUUCUAUGGCUGCUGUUGAUGAGAAGUUUGAGUCGGGAAACGUGAGCAUGGAUGGGACAUCAAUUUCUAUUAAAGAUGCUCAUUUCAAAUUGGCUCUAAAAAAAGUUUCUCCCUCAGUUUCAGAUGAGCAAAUAGAGUAUUAUGAGAAUUUGUCUAAAAAGUUUAAAGCAGCAGCAUGACAGCAGAUAUGUUUGUCUCUCUCUGGCUUCUUCACAAUGAGAUUCUGGAGACGCAGCGUUCGUUGUAUUCCGGAGAUACAAUUUUUGUCAAGCGAGGCCACCAGCCUUUGGUAUUUUUUGUAGCUUUAGUUAUGUAACGUUUUCCUAUUCGUAAGACAAUAAUUGUAUUCAUUUAAGGAGCUAGCCUAGCCAUUUGCACUUAGCGACAUACAUUAUAAGUAGUCCCUUAUUCUUAUUAGUAACCCGCAUAAAUAUAUCAAAGGACCAUGCUACACUUACACCAAAAAAUAUACCCCAUUUGUACACCACAAGUUUGCACAAACAUUUCGAUGGUUUACACCGACACAAGUGUUGGUGCGUUAAUAAAAAUUCACACGGACACAAAUGUUGGUGCGUUUAACAAAAAUUAGUUUUACACCAACACAAAGUAUUGGUGCAAAACUGCGGGGUACAAAUUGGGGUACAAACCUUGGGGUACACAUAGCAUAAUCCUAUAUCAAAUGCUAUUUUGCUUGUUCACCUGAUCCAUGAAAUAAUGUUGCUUCCCACAAGUUUUUUUUUAUAAAUUUAAACUAAGGUU
Messenger RNA from Cuscuta campestris, 3420 nucleotides. The record is from the annotation of a GenBank genome assembly. NCBI's taxonomy places the organism in Eukaryota, Viridiplantae, Streptophyta, Magnoliopsida, Solanales, Convolvulaceae.